Molecule: messenger RNA, 1260 nt
Organism: Aureobasidium vineae
Lineage: Eukaryota; Fungi; Ascomycota; Dothideomycetes; Dothideales; Saccotheciaceae
Source: the annotation of a GenBank genome assembly
AUGAGUCUCCGCGCACCUCUCGGUCUCUCACGGCGGGCAUUGCCUGCCCAGAUUGCAAAGUAUGCCGCCACGCAGCAACAAUCCAUGGCUACUGUCGUGCCGCCUGUCACCCAAGACAACACUGGCUCCAAGGGCCCCACCGCCAUGGUCUUUAUGAACAUGGGCGGCCCUUCGACUACUGCCGAGGUCGGCGACUUCCUCAGCAGGUUGUUUGUGAAUGGCGACUUGAUUCCUCUCGGCAGACUGCANAACUACCUCGGUCCUCUCAUCUCCAAGCGCCGUACUCCCAAGAUUCAGAAGCAAUACGCUGCAAUUGGCGGUGGUUCGCCCAUUCGUAAAUGGUCCGAGUACCAGAGCUCCGAGAUGUGCAAGAUCCUCGACAAGAUUUCGCCCGAGACCGCCCCUCACAAACCUUAUGUCGCGUUCCGCUACGCCGCCNNCCCCCUGACCGAGGAGAUGUAUCAGAGAUUGUUCGACGAUGGUUUUGGUAACGGAAAGGGAGGCAGAGCUGUCGCCUUCACCCAAUACCCGCAGUAUUCGUGCAGCACCACUGGAAGCUCCCUGAACGAGCUAUGGAAAUGGCGCCAAAGACUCGAGACCAAGCGUGCAGGCGGUGAGGUUGACGAGGCUGGCGCCAUCACCUGGAGUGUCAUUGAUCGCUGGCCUUCGCACCCGGGCCUCAUCGAAGCCUUUGCUCAAAACAUCGAGGCCAAGUUGCUCGAGUAUCCCGAGGAGACAAGAAAGGACGUUGUGCUGCUCUUCUCGGCUCACUCCCUGCCCAUGAGCGUGGUCAACAGAGGCGACCCUUACCCAGCCGAGGUGGCUGCUACCGUCUACGCCGUCCAACAGCGCUUGGGCUUCAAGAACCCUCACCGUUUGGUCUGGCAGUCCCAGGUCGGGCCUUCUGCCUGGUUGGGUGCCCAGACCAGCGACACCGUGACAAACUUCGUCAAGAGAGGUCAGAAGGAUCUCAUCCUCAUUCCUAUUGCCUUUACCUCGGAUCACAUCGAAACCCUGUUCGAAGUCGAUCAGGAGAUCAUUCACGAGGCCAACGAGCUGGGCGCAGAAGGUCGUGUGAAGCGAGCAGACUCCCUGAACGGCAGUCCUGUUUUCAUUAGAGGUCUGGCCGAGCUUGCGAGAGAUCACUUGGCGAGUGGAGAUGUUGGCAGUAGGCAGUUGGGCUUGAGGUGUCCUGGCUGCACCAGCCAGAGAUGUCUGGAGACCAAGAAGUUCUUCAUGAAGCAAGAGGCGUUGCUGUAG